Messenger RNA from Eurypyga helias (sunbittern), 906 nucleotides. RefSeq names its product heat shock transcription factor, X-linked-like. The record is from RefSeq and is a predicted model, not a curated record. Gene Ontology annotation, molecular function: DNA-binding transcription factor activity; sequence-specific DNA binding. Lineage: Eukaryota; Metazoa; Chordata; Aves; Eurypygiformes; Eurypygidae. Gene Ontology annotation, biological process: regulation of DNA-templated transcription.
AUGACCACAGAACCAACACAGUCCAUCCCAUUUCUUCAGAGGACAGCUCUGGCAAAGCGUUUUGCAUCCCUCACCUUUCCAAAGAAGCUCUGGAAAAUUGUCGAACGCCAUCCAUUUCAGUCUAUUUGGUGGGUUGAUGACAGCAUCUGUGUUGCCACUGACGAAGAAGCCUUCCAAAGGGAAGUGCUGGCACAGAGGUGACCUCACAGAGUUUUUCAAACUGCCGGCAUGAAAAGCUGCUUUCAUCAGCUCAGCCUCUGUGGAGUCACCAAAGUGCAACGCGAAGCCAGAACACCUGACUCCUGCAACCCCAGCUUCAGGAGAGAUGACCCUCACCUGCUCGAGAGGUGCAAGCAAAGAGUUGGCUGCAAGAGGAGGGCAACAGCUGCAUUUCCACCAGCCCUGGCUUUGAAGGAAAACCGCCCAAAAGAAGCCCAGAUGUGCAGCUUGAGGGGUGACUGCCUCUGCUGUCAGGCCUCGCACGCCCUCCCUCCUACCACUGCAGCGCAGCCAGGCCCUACCUGGCCUUCAGCGGGCGGCUUCCACUGCAGCAGCUCCUUCACAGGCGGGCACAUCUUCCAUAAACCCCGGGACACCUUGCACACCAGGGCUGAGGCCUCCCGCCCUUCCACCCCUGCGGCCAGGCACAGCUGCUCUGCCGGCCCCGGGGCUGCCCAGUCUCCCUCUGGAACGCCUGGUUUGCCGUGGCUGUCCAUGCUGGCAGCAGCCGCUGCUCCAGCCAGCUACCACACGCCCAAAUCCCAGCCACCCCUCACCGCCCAGCUCGCUCCCACAGCCCGAACUCUGUCACUGCAGGCAACAGGUCGGGACUCCACUGCCCGUCAGACUGGAUCGAGUAGACACACUGGGUACCCAGAUAGUGGAGUUUCAGACAUCCAGAAAUAG